UCUGGAAAAUAUAAAAAACAUAUCACCGAAGGGUGUUGUUUACCGUUUAGCAGCUAUCGUAUUUUUCCGUCAGGCCGGGCGUAUGUCGAGGUUUUAUUCACAAUAUUCAUUGGAUUUGUUUUGAGUUAAUAUUUAUAAUUAUUGUUAUUAAUACGCCAAAUAGGUCAAGUUCUUUUAAAAACAAAAUUUCACCAUUUUUCUUGUUAAAAAUGUCACACGGCUCUGUGCGUACCUCAGUUUUACGAUCUGUCUGAACGCAUCAGCCAUUUUGUUUGUAUUAACAUCUCAUAAUUGUCAACUUUAACGAGGAAACUCGAAUUUUAUUCACCAACAAAACAUCUUGAUGUCCAUCUCCGGUAAUUCAAUCCUCUACGUCGGGAUUACAUAACUUUGAGAGAGAAUAAAAUGGUGUUAGUGGUCGGGGCUCGCGGUCCUGGGCACGGAUGGCGGCCCCAAUGAAAGAAGAGCUAGGUGGGGCGGUGGCGGCGUCCACAGAUAGUGUUGAAAGUUGCAAUGGUAACAAUAACAAUUCUAGCAGUAAUGCAAAUUUUGAAUAUGACGACAAUGAAUGGGAUAUUGGAAUAGGUGAUUUGAUUAUUGACUUAGACGCUGAUAUAGAAAAAACAGGUUCAACCUCAUCAACAACUACAACAGGUGAUACUCUCAGUAUCACUAAUAGCGGAACACUAACAGUCGGUGUAUCGGCUGGUGGUGGAGCCAUGUCAGGAGCUGCUGCAACAGCACCUUCAGCUAAUACAGCUGGCAGCAAUAAAACUAAUGUUGAACACUCAGCUACUGUUGAUAAAGGAUUAAAAAUGAAAAUUAAACGAACAAAAACAGGAACUAAGAGCUUUGAAGCCAAACAUGAAAUUGUCAAGCCUGGUGAACAAAAUGGGUCUGCAGCUUCUGCCCAAUCCCAGUCAAGUGGCAGCGCAUCUUCUAACGAUUCAUCUGGAUCAUCAAUAGAAUCAAAACAAAACAAUAAACAUGCUACUACAUCUAAUGCAAGUUCUUCUACUCUUACGAACAAUACUCCAUCAACUGCAAGUUCAGUAAAACGUGGUUCUAGCAGUCAUCGUAGAGAUAAAGUAAAAGAUAAGCAACAUGGUUCAUCUUCAAGUGUUGAGAAGUGUCAUAAAGGAAAUUCAAGUCUUACUUCAGAAUUAAAUGGUCGGAAUAAUGUUGCACAAUCAACUUCUAGAACUAAUGCAUUCCCAACAAUGACUAGCAAUAUCCAGACUCCUCCUAAUGUACCCAAUUCUGGAUCACAAGUAGGAGAAUCAGGAACCUCGACCAUUAAUGUGACUACUAAUGGGUCUGAACAAAAUAAAUCACCUUCAGUAAAUUCUUCUGAAAAUCCUUUAAAUAUAUCUAAAUCUUCUUCUUUUAUGUCUCUUGUGACAAAACCUUUACAAUCUACCUCGCCACCUCCAGCAAAUAAAGUAAAAUCUUCUAACUGUUCAACUUCUGUGUCUACAAUAGAACAUAAGGAAACAGCUGAUGCUUGUGUAGGAACUAGUAUCAGUAUUGGGACUGUCACAGAACCUGAUUGUUUUGGUCCAUGUGAACCAGGAACUCAUGUCAAUUUAGAAGGAAUUGUUUGGAAUGAAAUUGAAGGUGUUUUAGUUGUAAAUGUUACAUGGAGAGGAAAAACCUAUAUAGGGACUUUAUUAGAUUGUACUAGACAUGAUUGGGCUCCACCUAGAUUUUCUGAGGCAUCAGCUGGAGAACCUGAAUGUCGUCUACCACAGAAAGGACGUGGAAAACGAGGUCGAGCUAGUUUAACUGCUAGUCCAAGCAAUGAUUUAGUAAAUUUUACUGAGACUAGAUCAUCUGUCCACAGUAAACUCAGAAGUAAUGGAACUAAUAAAUGUAAUACUACUAAUAAUUCUAAUAGAAGAGGAACAUCAUCACCUACUCCUACAUCUUUUGCACCACCACGUUCCGAGUCUACAGGUUCAAAUAAAAGAAAGAAACCCCUUAGUUCUGAAGAUGAAACAUCAGGAAAGAAGAUUAAAGCAGAACCAGCUAGUCCUCCUCCUAUGUCACCUACCAUGUUAGAAUGUCCUGAUCCAAAUUGUUCAAAAAAGUAUAAAAAUGCCAAUGGUUUGAGAUAUCAUCAAUCUCAUGCUCAUGGAGCUGCAUUAGAUGAUGAAGAUGGUGAUACUAAAGAGUCAGGUGGAGCAAGUUAUUCUGAAAAUGAGGAUGACAUCAGUCCAGCUCCUAUGAGUAGCUUAAAUGUUCCAGAAAUCCAAAAAGAAGAACAAACAGUUAUUGAUAAUGCUGAACAAUCCCCAUCUUCUACUACUCCACCAGCUAUUGAAUCUGAUCCUCCUGCACCAUUACAAUCACCUCCGCUUUUAGUCCCCAAACCAAGUGUUUUACGUUUUAGUCUUUCAACAAAUGAGGAAACAAGUACUUCAACACCUAUAUCAACUACUCCCAAAACCGUUCUUUCAGUUCCUGUUGUUCAACCCUCGCCUACUCCACCACCAUUAUUACAACCAGCUACACCAAUACAGAAUAUUGCUCCCACUUCACAAUCACCACAACCUCAACCCCCCAUUUUGCAUGUACAAAGUCCUGCAUCUCAACAGUUACCACCUCAAGUUCAGCCUCUUGCAUUAAAUCAACCACAAGUUCAAAAAGUACCACAGUUUAAAGUUAAACCAGCUUCUGCAUUGAUGCCUAUGGAAGAUAAUUUGAAAGGAAAUAAAGAUACUAAAAAUAAAGUUUCUUCUACUCACAAGAAGAAAAAUCGUAAAUCCCCAGCUAGUAGCCCACGACCUUUUCCUAUUGACCAACCACAGUUUGAAAAUACCAACUGUGGACGUGAAGAUGUUCAGAGUCCAGCAUAUUCAGAUAUUUCAGAUGAUACUGCUCCAAUUCUUGAAGUUGAAAUGAAUGAUAGCAUAAACAAACCAAAAUUAUUACCUGGAGAUAAGAAAACUGAUCAAAAUACUGCUCUUUCUCCACAUUCAAUUCAACCUUACAAUAUGUAUUCUUCCUAUUAUGGUCAACCUCCAUAUUUGAUUUCUUCAAUGCAAUCAAACGACACAUCUAAACAAAUGAAAGAAACUGAUAAAACAAAUUCUCAAUCGCAAGAUUUGAAGUUGCCAAAUACUGGAGAUAAAGAUAAUAAAAAAGAUAUAUCCUCUAAUCAAGCAUCAGAUUACCAACAACAAAAACUUUUACAACAGUAUUUUACAUAUGAUGCUUUUGUUCAAAAUUAUCCUUAUAAUAUUGGAUCGGGUUAUCCAAUGUCUAUGGUUCAAGACAAAGAUUUGAAUAAAGAUGAAAAAAAUCAUCAGUCUUCUAUAGCAGGAUCAUUAAAUGUUCCUCAAACAAAUAAAAUUAAGUCUGAACAGGUAAAUCCUAAAGAUAAAUCUCAUCAAAAUGAAAACCAUCAAAUCAUGAAAGAAAGUAUUGAAAUGAAAUCUCAAAUGAAUUCUGCCUACAUGUUUUCACGACAGCAGCAACAACAACAACAACAACAACAGGAUGAUGCUAGACGUUAUUAUGGUUAUCCAGAUCAAAGACGCAAAGAACACAGUUCUAGUGAACACGCACAUAAUAAACCUAGCACACAAACAACCCCUACUAAACAUUCAACUCCUUUAAAUACAGCACAUAAACAUAAAGAUAAACAUGAUGAUAAAAAAGAUGACAAAUUGAAUAAAUCUUCUCAUUUGUCAGAGGGUGUGAAACCUACAAUGGAAACACAAGGUCCACCACCUCCACCAACAUCAUAUGCUUAUAUACAUCCAGGAUUUAUGCAAUCGCCUCAUUUUGCAGGUGCUUUAGCCUUUGAUCCUAUGUAUCGUAGUGCAAUUAAUCCAAUGUUGGUGCCUGGACCUUAUGGUAAUACUCCACCACCUUCUUACUUACAUCCUCAGAUACAUGCUCAAAUGCAACGAUACCAUGCUCCUGAAGACCUUUCUCGACCAGCAGCUUCAACACAAUCAACUAACUCAACACAAUCGCCAUCUGGACCAAAAGCUGCCCUUGAUCUCCUACAGCAUCAUGCUAGUCAAUAUUAUUCUUCUCAUAAAAUACAUGAAUUGCAAGAACGUGCCAUCAAAUCACCAACACCAAAAUCUAAUCCUCCUCCUGGACUUCCACCAGCUCCUUCACCAGGAACACGACAAUCGCCAUCUUUGAGCACAACAGGAGUAACAUUAUCUGCUUCAGAACGUUCUACGUCUGCUGGACCUCCUCCAGCAUCUCAAUCAUCCAGUAAACCAGGGUCAACUGGUGAUCCUAAAGACUGCCGAUCACCUCCUCCACAAAGGCAUGUACAUACUCAUCAUCAUACUCAUGUAGGUCUUGGAUACCCAUUGUAUCCAGCUCCUUACACUGGUAAGCCUUUAUAAAUUAUCAUGUGUAGUUCUAAAUUAUCGAGCUAUUAUCGAUAUAUUAACUUUUAAUAUGAUACAAUUAUUUUACUGGGGCAUUAUUUAUAUUUAAUUUCCCUGGAAACUUAUGUAAAUUAUAAGACGAUAAAUCAGUCUUAUAACUUUAAUUGUAUAUUUAAAAUUUUUAACUGACUAUUUGUAAUAAUUUGGCACCUUAUUUAAUUUUUUUUGGCUUUAUAGCCAAAAUGUAUUAUUGCUCAGAAGAAUAACUAGUGCAUUUAAUAUGAUAAAUAUAUUACAAUGGCUAAUUAUAUGAAAUAUUUCAAUUUUUUUACUUAAAUAUUGUAUUGAGGUUUAGUUGUCUGGGAAUAAAUUAUAAAGUAAUGUAAACAUAGAGUUGACUAUAAUGAUUAGUAUCAUAUAAAGCUAUGUAGUGUUCAUAAGAAUGUUGACUAUUUGUUGCAUGUUUUUGAUCUUUUUGAUCUUAUAACAUUUACAAACCAGUUUGAUCAAAGCUAAUCGUUAUUUACUUUAAUUUUUAGUUGAUAUUUUUUAUUAUUUAUAAUUUUUUUAUACACUUAAUUAUUAUCAAUUGUAUAUUUUUGUGUAGAAUCAUAAUUAUACAUGUAAUAUAAAUUUUAUUUACGGGAUACAUUUUCCUAAAGCUGGGGGUGGUUGUUAUUUGACUGUUGACUUCGGAUACUAUUAAUAUUGCAUCAAUUAAAAAAUGUUAAUGACUUUCAUUGUAGUAAUUAAAAUAUUUUACAAAAAAAUUUUUCACUUAAUUUUCUGAGGCUGUGAUUUCGAAUCGAGGUGAAAGAUUUGGUUUUAAAGUCUUAGGUGUACACACAUAUGUUCUUAUUGAUUAUAUAUUACAACUAUUUAAAAUUUGUAAGACCAUUAGUAUUUAAAGAAAUAAAUAAAAAAAAUUUUUAGUUGUGUAAGCAUAUUUGAAAAAUUGACAAGUAUUCUGUAUAGUAAUAUAUACAUACAAACCUGUGACUAAUAAAUUACAUUGUGAAUAUUUAAUAACAGUCAAUCUUUACUAUUGAUAUUUUAUUUAUUUAUAAAUACAUAUAUUGCAUGUAAAUACAUUAUGUGGGACUUUGUAUUAUAGUUGGAAAAUAUAUUUUAGUAUUUUUUGGAUAUUAGACAAAUAAAUUUAUA
This is a messenger RNA of Daktulosphaira vitifoliae (grape phylloxera), 5522 nucleotides long. RefSeq names its product zinc finger protein 608-like. Gene Ontology annotation, cellular component: nucleus. The record is from RefSeq and is a predicted model, not a curated record. Bases 444 to 4373 code for a protein of 1309 amino acids. The transcript is spliced from 6 exons. Lineage: Eukaryota; Metazoa; Arthropoda; Insecta; Hemiptera; Phylloxeridae. Gene Ontology annotation, biological process: regulation of transcription by RNA polymerase II.